AGUUGUCUUCUGGCAGUUUUUUUUUAUUUACGAAAGCAAAACAUUGAAUAGUGCACUGACGGAUGAUAAUUUAUCUUUCCACUUCAAAUCUAUAUCUCGUCAACUUAAGAAUGACACAGCAAUAGUUCAUUAUGUUAUAUUUAGUGUUCGAUACAUCGAAAGUCUUUUCUGCAAAUGAAGUGACACGAACUAUUGUAUAAACAAGUACUGCACAGUAGUUUGCUGCAAGUUUUGUGGUGUGUAAAGGGGUAGUGAGUGAAUUAUGUCAAGUACGCAUUUUGGGUUAAAACAAUAAUGGUGAAUUUAAUGGCGAUGGCGCAUGCAGUGUACCGAGGCGUCGUGGAUAGCCUGAAGGGCACGGUGGCCAUAUUCUACUUGGACACGAGAAUCAAGGAGCGGCUGCAGCUGCAUGCGUCCCCGGCCCGGGAGCAGACCAGUGGCCGGAGGAAAGAGCUGUCGCGCCGAGACAGCCUGAAGGGUCUGUCAGGCGACCAAGUGCAGCCGAAGGUGAUGAAGCGCGUGCUGGAGUGCUGCGUGCUGAACGGCGGCGUGUGCCUCUGCAGUAUCCUGUUCUUCUAUGGCGCGCUGCUGCCCGCACUCAACUGUGCGUUUCACGCCGUGUUCGGGGACUCAUCGUCCGUGGGCCAGCUGGCGUGGGGCUGGCUCAAGGUGUGCCUCUCCUGGAUAUUCAGCAUCUUCUGGGUGCUGCCGCUGCUGCUGCUCAGCAAGGUCGUCAACAGCCUCUGGUUCCAGGAUAUUGCAGACUGGGCUUUUCGCUACAAACGAGGUCGGCCUCAGCAGCUGUCGAGCAUCAGCAAGAUGAUUGCAGACUCGCUGUUCAGUGUGUUGGUACAAGCUCUGUUCCUGGGCCAGACCCUGGUGGUGGGCCUACUGCCCAUAGUGUUCCUGGGCGAGGUGCUGAGCCUGGUGCACCUCUGCAUGCUCUACUCGCUCUACGCCUUCGAGUACAAGUGGUGCAACAUGGGCUGGGAGCUGCACCAGCGCCUCACCUUCAUCGAGAACAACUGGCCCUACUUCCUGGGCUUCGGCCUGCCGCUGGCCGUGGUCACCUCGCUGCACCCCUCCUACGUCAUCAGUGGUUGCAUCUUCUCCGUGUUGUUCCCGCUCUUCAUCGUCAGCGGUAAUGAGGCGGAGCCUGUGACUGGAGCAUGUGAUUUUCCAUUGCAGUUGUUUUCUCUCGUGAUUUAUGCAUCGAAUGCAAUCUUCAACCAAACCAUCGGACCUAAACCAGCAGAUACGGCAGCUACCCGAAGGUGAUAAACAUCAGACUUGUGGAGCUUGGGACGAUGUGCAACUUGGAAAUUAGUAUAGUUACAACCUAAUUUUUAAUCAAAUGGUAAAAUAAAUAUUUCUUUUUUGGAAUAUGUAUAUUUUUAUAACACAUUUUGGUUUUUUGUUACUAUUUAUAAGCGUUAUUUAUUAUUUUGUCAAUAAAUAUGUGUACAAAAGGUUAUCGAAAGUUGAAUGUGACCAAAUAAUUAGUGGUAGAUAUGUUUUGAGAACCUUGUGAUGGUAACAAAUUAUUCCAACUGUCUGUGUAUUGCGCAACAUUGUAGUAGUAAUGCCUAUUAUAUUUCUGUAAGUUUACUAUGCUGAUUACAUGGUGGAAACUAUUAAUUGAUAAAAAACUUAAUUCACUGAAACCACUUUGUCGAGCAAUGCAUUUGCAGUCACCAUCUUCCCUUCACUACAGUACUGUGGGACCAACAUCCUGUCCACAACCAAAACACUGCUGCCAACAACCGGAAACGUACAAAUUGCUUGACACCCAUAAAUACAUUCUGGUAUACAUUUACUCUCUAUUUACACUUGGAAUCACCGAAUGUAUCGCCCUCCUUUAAAAAAGUAUUCCAAUAAUCAGGGUGGUCAGCGACCGAGGUCAGGUGUGGAGCCCGUGAGCAUUGCUGAGUGUUUCAGUUCAUGUCACUCAUCAUCAAUACAUUGGUGUGUCAGUAACGUUAAUCCUGUACCAUUGAUUUGUACUUCAUUGGAUCGUACACUCAAUUAAAAUAAUUGUGAUCGUGCUCAAUUAUUUCUAUUUUUACACUGAUAAUACUUACCAAUGUGAACUGAAUCAGAUGUGCAUUUCUGUUCUCUAGGCCUAUGAUUAGGACAAGAUUUUAUGGUGUUAUUGUUUCUCUUUUUUAUAUUGUCUUUAAUCAUUUGAAAAAUUGUAUUAUUAGAAAAAUCCAAAAUAAAUAGGAAAAUUUUUGUGUGUUUCAAACAUGUGGCAUUAUUAAUGCAGAAAUGUGUUGCUAAUGUAAGAGAUGCAGGAUUAAAUAAUAUAUCAAUUUUUUUUCCGCUCCAUUUAGGUCAUAUAUUUUGGUACUAAAUUAAUGCUAAAUACAUUAUAUUCAAUGAAUUUUCCAUGAUAGAAGAUUGUAUUUUUAUAAUUUGAGUAAGUUCUGACAAAUUACGGAUUGAUUUGAUGUUUUUAGUUACUCUUUGGUGCUGAAAGGUGUGUUAACUUGCAUUUAGGUGGUAUGUGAUGUAUUGACAUGCUUUGCAGGUUAUUUCAGUUUUAUCCCAAUUCACCACGUUGUCCCUAACAAUGAUUAAACCAGCUAUUAUAAUAAAGAAAUAUUAUACCUUCUGUAGAUAUGACUGUUAUGACGAGAGAGAAAAAUUUGCAGAAUCAUACAUGUAACGCUGUAAGACACAACUGCAAAAUAAACAAGCUGAAAAUACAUUUUCUGUAUGUUUAGCCACCUCUAGUUCUGAGGAAAUACGUAAUUAAAUGGUGUUGUUAAUUUGUCCCUUUUCAAAAUUUGUGAAUCAAAUUUUUAAUAUCUUUUUAAACAAGCUCUUGUGAAAACUUAAUUGUCAAAGGUUUUUAUAGUGUUUCAUCAGUCAUCACUAACGGACAAGCUGAAGUGAAUUAUAGUUUUCGUAUUCUUACUAAAUAUUUUCUCAAACAGUUUAGCCAUCACAUCACUAUAGUUUACUUAUAUGUAUAUAUAAGUAUCCCAUCUGCAGACCACAUUUUAUGAGUUAAAAGAUUAUUUAACAUCAGUUAUUUUUUUUUUAAAUUUCCGGUGGUAUUUUCUGUAAUGAAAAAUACAUUGCAUCAAUUUAUUUUAUCUAUAUCUUCUGCAGUAAUAUUAAAAAUUGUUGGGAAAAUCAUUUUCACAAAGAACUGUGUGCUAGAAUAAGGUGAGUGCUAUUUGAGGAGAUAUUUGUUACCUGAGCUUGCAUUAACAGCACCUUUCAGCAAGAACUUGUGUAAUGUGUAGUCAGUCGCAAGUUCUGGAUUAAUGCUUCCUUGCAGGAAAGUAAGGAACUCUGUACUCUUGCAUUGAGCAUCUGCAGGUUUAUUAGUGGCCCUGCCUAUGACAUAAUAAGUCACUUUUCUGACACCUUCACUGUAAUCAUCAACUGCCAAAAACAAAAAAUAUGAAGUAACAACUGAUGAUUUGACAAAUUUUGAUACCAUUUUAGGUACAACACAUGUAAGAAUGUUAGGGGAGAAGAGGAAAUUGACUGAAGUUAGCACUUUAAAAUACUAGAGUAAUGUGUAUUUGACACAAACAAGCAGAAUGCAUUGAUUUACGUCAGAAGACAGGAACAUAAAUGACCUUCCUCCAACAUUAAAGUAGCAUUACAAAAUUAUUAUCAUGUUUGGAGGGUUUUUGUUUUUAAAUUGUUUGUGCAUGCAUUUUGUGAUUAAGAACUUCUCUGGGAGGAAUUAUAAACUUUGACCACAAUCUUUUGUCAAGUCCUGUUAAGCAUGUGUGGAUGGCUGAGCACAGUGGACCCACUUUGUAAACACUUGUGCCAUAAUAGGGCUUGUUGCUGGACAAUUGUUUUGCUAGGCUGUGUUUCAAUCAAGUGGUAGUCAUUUUAUGCUGCGUUGUGUGAGGGAAUUUCCUCUUCUUGAUACAUCUCAAAUGCCUGUCUCAGUGGGGUUUCAAGCUUUUCCAGCAAAAUAGUCAUUGACCAGUAAUAACACUUGAUAACUGGAAGCCCAGAGCUUACGGCAGAGGUUCCCAAGUGUGCGCCGUAAUGCCCUUCUCUCUCUCCUCCAGAAACUUCACUUACUUAUAUAUGCAAUAAACAAUUCAAAUCGCCUGCGCUGCACGCACCACUCACUGCAUUCGCCGGUACUCACGCUCGGGUUGUGAUCGUAAAUUAGAUCACCAGCUCACACGUCACAUUGGUUUAAUUUGAAACUGAUUCUUUUUUUAGUAUUUUUCUGUAAUAAUAAUGUACUCUUGUGUGUCAAUUCUAAUAGAUAUACCUAUGUGAAUCUCAGUUUGUGGUUGUGAGCCUCAGAUUGUAGUGGUUUUCAUUUCUGUGCCUAGUGUCAUAAAAAAUAUGUUUAUUAUAUUUUUUGUCAUUGUACACAUGUUUCGACAAGGUAGGGCGCCAUAACAAAAUACUCAACCUGUAAGUCUGCUGUGAGCUGAAAAAGUUUGGGAACCCCUCCCCUGGCUUAAGGCAUUUGAAUUUUUUUCAGUAGUACAGAGAAAUGUAGAUAACAAUGCAUCACUCUCACUAUGUACUGGUUGAAGGUGCAGAAUGUUUUUUUACAUGCAUGUUGCAACUGUUCACUUUACCUCAUAAUUCGUCCCUGUUACUGGAAUGUUACUUCCAGUGAUGCGUGGCUCUCACAGCUCGCAGAGUUGUGAGUUUUCGGCAGCCUGCUUACGUUUGGGUUGUUCCAACCGUGGAUUUUAAAAUUUCAGCUAAACCAGUUCUCCCGGAGCUGUCUCCAGCGAGGAUUUGUGAAGACAAAGUUGUUAAACCUGCCUGUGUUAACACUUUCUGACUCGUGCGUACACUGCAUUCACAUUCUGACAAGGCCUUCUACAUUUGCUGCAGUUCGUUGUGAGCUUUCCUGUUCAUGAAACACUAAUGUGUAGUUUUAAAAUUGCUGUUUUAACUCAUCUCAUGCAUAUUUAUACUUUCAUUAGAUGGAUUUUCACACAGUGCACAAAAGUUGGUCACUGCUUUAAUCCUCUUGCUUAUUACGUCCUCAAAAGUAAUUUCAAAAUACUGCUCAGUUUUAGAUGAGUCUUUAUUCAUAGUUUCAUAAAUUUCUCUUGCAUUGUCUGCUUGGCCUAAAAGAAUAUAAACUUUGCAAAUUGUAAUUCAGAAAAUGUUACAACACUGGAGAGUGGACAUUAUUUUACAUAAUAAUUUCACAUGAGUGUGUCAUCAGGCUGUUUAAAAAUAGAGUAAUGUAAGACAAUUAGAUAUUUUUAAUUAGACUUGAAACAAUUGAAAGUCAUGAUACACUUAUCACAAACAUGAGGGAUACUGUUAAUAUCAUAAUAAAAUGUGUAAUGUGAACUAUGUGGAGCCAGGUUUACUAUAUUUCAACUCCUGUUACCGUCAUUUGUUACGACACUCUCCAAUCCCUUGAAUCACAUGAUAUUGUUUGUUCUAUGCUGCUUGAUUUCGAGGGAUUAGGGAGCCAGAUUUGACAAAGAAUUGUAAAACAAAAUUAAAGAUGGUUAACCUGGCUGAAUAUAGAAGUUCAUAUUUACACAAAUUUUAACUAAAUCAAAUUAAUAUUUCAAGCAAUUUUCUCAAUAAGAAAGACCAAAAAUGAUAGAUAUUUCGUAAUGGGCAGGUAGCUAGAACUAACACACGCAAUACUAUUAAAUGUAAUAAAUUAAUGUUCCAAAUAUUUAGUGACAGCUUGUAAUGCCAGAUGAAUGCAAAAUGUGUACAUAUAUGAAAAUUUGUAUGAUGUAUAUAGUCUGUGUACAUGCUUGUACAUUUUUUAUUCCUCAGUGCCUGCUUCUAGUUGUAAUACUUGUUUAUAACUCUGUUCAGUUAUUGCUGUAAGUGUUUUGCCAGUCAAUAUUUGUGUGACCAUGACAUUUUAUUAACUGUAUUUGUUUUUCAUAAAUUAAUUAAAAAACUUUUUUACUUGCUAAAAAA
Messenger RNA from Bacillus rossius redtenbacheri, 5910 nucleotides. RefSeq names its product etoposide-induced protein 2.4 homolog (gene tank). Gene Ontology annotation, biological process: macroautophagy. The coding region runs from base 295 to 1278 and encodes 327 amino acids. The transcript is spliced from 7 exons. The record is from RefSeq and is a predicted model, not a curated record. Lineage: Eukaryota; Metazoa; Arthropoda; Insecta; Phasmatodea; Bacillidae. Gene Ontology annotation, cellular component: endoplasmic reticulum.